Eubalaena glacialis (North Atlantic right whale) is the source of this 3780-nucleotide messenger RNA. RefSeq names its product SRSF protein kinase 2 (gene SRPK2). The coding region runs from base 70 to 2367 and encodes 765 amino acids. Lineage: Eukaryota; Metazoa; Chordata; Mammalia; Artiodactyla; Balaenidae. Gene Ontology annotation, molecular function: ATP binding; protein kinase activity. The transcript has 17 exons. Gene Ontology annotation, biological process: regulation of mRNA processing; protein phosphorylation; spliceosomal complex assembly. The record is from RefSeq and is a predicted model, not a curated record.
AGACCCAGGUUUCCCGGCUCUUGGUCCUGUGCCCUUUCCACACCCGCCAGAGAGGAAGAAGCGGCGCUCAUGGGGAUGCAAGGAUGUAGAGGAGCAAAGGGGGAGAAGAGGCCUCGUGAGGAGAGGUGGUGUGAGACCCGAGGAGGCGCCGGCCAAGGAACGGCGCAUGGAGAAGCGGGCGGCGCGACCCGCCGGGUGCUGGCCAUUCAGGCCCGAAAGCGGAGGCCGAAAAGAGAGAAACAUCCGAAAAAGCCGGAGCCUCAACAGAAAGCUCCCUUGGUUCCUCCACCCCCGCCCCCUCCACCGCCACCGCCUCUGGCAGACCCUGCGCCCCCGGAGCCAGAGGAGGAGAUCCUGGGGUCAGACGAUGAGGAGCAGGAGGACCCCGCAGACUACUGCAAAGGUGGCUAUCAUCCAGUGAAAAUUGGAGACCUCUUCAAUGGCCGGUAUCAUGUUAUUAGGAAGCUAGGAUGGGGACACUUCUCUACUGUCUGGCUGUGCUGGGAUAUGCAGGGAAAAAGAUUUGUUGCAAUGAAAGUUGUAAAAAGUGCCCAGCAUUAUACAGAGACAGCCUUGGAUGAAAUAAAAUUGCUCAAAUGUGUUCGAGAAAGUGAUCCCACUGACCCAAAUAAAGACAUGGUGGUACAGCUAAUCGAUGACUUCAAAAUUUCAGGCAUGAAUGGAAUACAUGUCUGCAUGGUCUUCGAAGUGCUUGGCCACCAUCUCCUCAAGUGGAUCAUAAAAUCCAACUACCAAGGCCUCCCAGUACGUUGUGUGAAGAGCAUUAUUCGACAGGUCCUUCAGGGGUUAGAUUAUCUACACAGUAAGUGCAAGAUCAUUCAUACUGACAUAAAGCCGGAAAACAUCUUGAUGUGCGUGGACGAUGCAUAUGUGAGAAGGAUGGCAGCCGAGGCCACUGAGUGGCAGAAAGCGGGCGCUCCUCCUCCUUCGGGGUCUGCAGUGAGUACUGCUCCACAGCAAAAACCUAUAGGAAAAAUAUCUAAAAACAAAAAGAAAAAACUGAAAAAGAAGCAGAAAAGGCAGGCUGAGUUAUUGGAAAAGCGCCUGCAGGAAAUAGAAGAAUUGGAGCGAGAAGCUGAAAGGAAAAUAAUAGAAGAAAACGUCACAUCAGCUGUACCUUCCAAUGAGCAAGAUGAUGAAUACCACCCAGAGGUGAAACUAAAAACAGCAGGAUUAGAGGAGGCAGCCGAGGGUGAGACUGCGAAUAACAACGGCGAAGCUGAGGACCAGGAGGAGAAAGAAGACACUGAGAAAGAAAACACUGAGAAAGAUGAAGACGAUGUUGAACAGGAACUCGCGAACGUAGACCCUACUUGGAUAGAAUCACCCAAAACCAAUGGCCAUAUUGAGAAUGGCCCCUUCUUACUGGAACAGCAGCUGGAUGAUGAAGACGAUGAUGAGGAAGAUUGCCCAAACCCCGAGGAAUAUAACCUCGAUGAGCCGAAUGCAGAGAGCGAUUACACAUAUAGCAGCUCCUACGAACAAUUCAAUGGUGAAUUGCCAAAUGGACGACAUAAAAUUCCUGAGUCCCAGUUUCCAGAGUUUUCCACAUCCUUGUUCUCUGGGCCCUUAGAACCUGUGGCUUGUGGCUCUGCACUUUCUGAGGGAUCCCCGCUUACCGAGCAUGAGGAAAGCAGUCCAUCCCAUGACAGAAGCAGGACAGUUUCAGCCUCCAGCACUGGGGAUUUGCCAAAAACAAAAACCCGGGCAGCCGACCUGUUGGUGAAUCCCUUGGACCCACGUAAUGCAGAUAAAAUUAGAGUUAAAAUUGCCGACCUGGGAAACGCUUGUUGGGUGCAUAAACACUUCACAGAAGACAUCCAGACGCGUCAGUAUAGAUCCAUAGAGGUUUUAAUAGGAGCAGGUUACAGUACCCCUGCUGACAUUUGGAGUACGGCGUGUAUGGCAUUUGAGCUGGCAACGGGAGAUUAUUUGUUUGAACCGCAUUCUGGGGAAGACUAUUCCAGAGACGAAGACCACAUAGCCCACAUCAUAGAGCUGCUAGGCAGUAUCCCAAGGCACUUUGCUCUAUCUGGAAAAUAUUCUCGGGAAUUCUUCAAUCGCAGAGAUCACAUAGCAUUGAUCAUUGAACUGCUGGGGAAAGUCCCUCGAAAAUACGCUAUGUUGGGGAAAUAUUCCAAGGAGUUUUUCACCAGAAAAGGAGAACUGCGACACAUCACCAAGCUGAAGCCCUGGAGCCUCUUUGAUGUACUUGUGGAAAAGUAUGGCUGGCCCCAUGAAGAUGCUGCACAGUUUACAGAUUUCCUGAUCCCAAUGUUAGAAAUGGUUCCAGAAAAACGAGCCUCAGCUGGCGAAUGCCUUCGGCAUCCUUGGUUGAAUUCUUAGCAGAUUCUGCACACACGCAUUCUGAGCUGGCACAUGUUGUCCAGUGCAUUGGCCCUAAAGGGGGACUCUCGUUCUUAACAGGAUUACAAGUGAGCUGGCUUCAUCCUCAGACCUUUUAUUUUGCUUUGAGGUACUGUCGUUUGACAUUUUGCUUUUUGUGCACUGUGAUCCUGGGGAAGGGCAGUCUUUUGUCUUCAGCUUAGUAGUUACUGACCCACUUUACUUCUGGAAACAAUAACAUGUCUCUAAGCAUUGUUUCUUGUGUUGUGUGACAUUCAAAUGUCAAUUUUUUUGAACGAAAAAUACUUUCCUCCUUGUGUUUUGGCAGGUUUUGUAACUAUUUAUGAAGAAAUAUUUUAGCUGAGUACUAUAUAAUUUACAAUCUUAAGAAAUUAUCAAGUUGGAACCAAGAAAUAGCAAGGAAAUGUACAAUUUGAUCUUCUGGCAAAGGGACAUCAUUCCUGUAUUAUAGUGUAUGUAAAUGCACCCUGUAAAUGUUAAUUUCCAUUAAAUAUGGGAUGGGGACUCAAAUUUCAGAAAAGCUACCCAGUCUUGAGUGCUUUGUAGCCGAAGUUGCAUGUAAUGGGCGUGAACUACUCCGAGGAGUUGUGCACACUUUUCAUUCCAUGACUGUCCUUUUGCAUUGGAUUUUAAACAACUGGCUCUGGGUUAUAUCAUUCCCUAUAUGGCACUUUAUACAAAGAAAAGACAUGCUUCUCAUUCUAAAAUACGUAUUAUAGUUUAGCACUCCCAUUCACAUUUUUGCAUAUUUUAAAUUAAAGGUACUUUUAAGGAAAAAGAGCAAUUUCCCUUUAAAAAUGUGGUAGCCUGGUACCACGUGGUGUUGCCUCCUCCAAGCCCUGUAAGUUUAACUCUACAUAGAUUAAAUUGGAUAAGAGAAACAUGUUCAGUGUGUGGAAUGAAAAAAUAUACGUAUAUUUUUUGGAAAAGCUUGCUCGUGUUUGUGUAGAACCAAGGUAUGAUAUGUACAAUUUGCAGUGCAGUGGGCAGAAUACUAACAUCUCAGAGGUAACAGGGAUUGCAUUCAUUCCAGAGACAGUUUCGUGUGUGGCUACAACACAUUUUACAAGCUUUUUCAUUGUCUUUCCAUGCAUUGAAGUUGAGAAAAUGACUUUUUCCCUUUUCAGGUUGCACACAAUUUUGUUUAUGCAUUUCCUUAAAACUGUAGAAUCCAGAACACAAACCGUAGUAGGCAAUACAAUUUUAGAAUGUAAUAUAUAGAGGUACAUUUAGCCUCUUUUAGAAAUCAGUGGAUUGAAUUUUUUUGUUUGUUUUACAUUCCUCAAGGUGCCUCGUUUUUCUUGACUUUGUCCAUUAACAUUUAUCCAUAUGCCUUUGCAAUAACUAGAUUGUGAAAAGAUAACAAGUGUUGUAACAAUAAUCCAUUGUUUG